This is a messenger RNA of Procambarus clarkii (red swamp crayfish), 1933 nucleotides long. RefSeq names its product protein tipE-like. The record is from RefSeq and is a predicted model, not a curated record. NCBI's taxonomy places the organism in Eukaryota, Metazoa, Arthropoda, Malacostraca, Decapoda, Cambaridae. Gene Ontology annotation, biological process: regulation of sodium ion transport. Gene Ontology annotation, cellular component: plasma membrane. Gene Ontology annotation, molecular function: sodium channel regulator activity.
AUUUAUAUAUCUGCAGGUAUUGUGGAAUAUUUGAGGAAUGUAGGAAUGGUAACACUUUGGGAAGUGCAGUGUGUGUUUGGCCGGGAGGCCGGGAAGGUGGAGCAACACAGCAACAACCUCCCGCUCGGGGGCUGCUCCUCCACCAGUCCCUGAGCUGCUCCUCCACCCAUCAUCCUCCACCAGCCCGUGAGCUGCUCCUCCACCCAUUACCAAGCAGCGACCCGUGAGCUGCUCGUCCGAACACAGCUCAGUACAGUGUCCGUGGGUGUCCUGUGUAAAACAAGCUUUGUGGAGAUGAAUAUAAGUCACUGAGAUUCCGACUACAGACUGGAGGCUUAUCGUUCACCGCAGCCUGUGGUCAUUUCUACCCUUCUUGUAAUAGGAAAAUGACCACUAAUUAACUAUCGUCUUAAGGAACAUUACUCAAAAGCUCUUACUAUGUGCAGCGAAAUGGUUUACUGUGGAAAUUAGUAUAUAACAAACUGUAUAAGUGCCUAAAGUGAAAAUUGGAUAUAUAAAUAUAUAUCUUGUUGCGACUCGUUAAAGGCCUAGGACGGGUCGAAACAUUCUUAUUACAUGUGUUGAUUGGGCUAUUUUCAGCCACGUUGUCGUGACGUAUUCUGUGUAACCACCAUACGUUGUGCUGGUUAUGGGGGAAUUAUAGGUGGUGUGGUGUGUGUUGUGCCUCACGAUGUACGGUGUCACACAGACACUUCAAGGGAAGCGGCCGCUGCCAUCAAGAAUCCGAAAGACAAAAGUACGCCGCUUUAGGCGUUGUUGUGGUACACUUGUGACGGCUCUUCGGGUAUUUUGCUUGCGGCUUCGUGCUGCUGUGCUGGUCCUGGUGGCCAGUUUGGGACUGCCGGUGUUUUACCUGACGUUGCACCUGCUGCUGCGUCCGGGCCUGGCCACGCUUGCCGCCGGCUUCCAGCCAACUCUUUGCAUCGUCACCGCCUCCAGCUUCGUCCAGGGCAGGGCAAAUUGUAACUGGAGCUCCUGUCGGCAGGGUUGUACAAGCCAAGAGCUCCAUUUGUGUUGGCACGUCCUCAUUCUGCCUCUCAAAGCAAGGCAGGACUACAUGUUUUUUAACCACACAUUUUCCCAUAAUAUAAGGGAGAUGCUAGACAAAAGUACUCAUUCCUUGGAGAAGUUGACAGAGAUUACAACAAAUAAGACUAAAAUGGUGAAGGAGGUACUUUAUGAAGCACUUGACGAUUCACCUGCCGCUGCCCACACACAUGACUAUCAUCCAACAAUCGGUAUUGACUUGGUUGACGAAAUACAGGUGACGAAUGCGUCGUUGUCACCUGGAGACAAGCGGGAGCCAGGGGAAGCUAUAGUGAGGCUACAGGUGAACGUGGCGGGAUGCGGUUACGGGUCGUGCGAGGCAUGGUGGAGGCAGUACGGACGACGGGGCUCCACAUUCACCUGCUACCUCAGUGCUGACGCGAGCCUCGCUGUGCCCGACAUAGACUACACACUUGUAGCUGUUCAGGUAGUGCUGGGGGUGAUGCCGCUGCUGCUCACAGUCUUCGCUAGCAUCACCAUAUACGUAUGUUACUGCCGUGAAGAUUCCACGGACCGCACUCUCCGACUAUCACCCAACCAUCAGCAGUUGAAGGUCAAGUCCGAGCAGGCGAGGGCACAAAUAGUAUUACAAAAGUCGAUGGAGAGAGAGGGCGCUCUUCCUACUUUUGACUGUUCUGUCGUGCUGAGCGUCGUGAACAAUACCACACCAAGUCAGGUCACGGGUGAGAGUCAGCAAGCCAGGAGCAGAAAACCAAGUGUACCGACUUCCUUGAGUGAGAAGAAAAGACAGUUGAAGGCUGCCAGGCGGUGUCGGCGCGUAGCUGACCUGCCGGCUCAACACCCAGAAAUCUCAUCUGCUCCAAUAUUCACAGAGAUCACCCUUUAUCCUAAAUCGAAUAUCUGA